This is a messenger RNA of Pseudozyma flocculosa PF-1, 1245 nucleotides long. RefSeq lists its product as uncharacterized. NCBI's taxonomy places the organism in Eukaryota, Fungi, Basidiomycota, Ustilaginomycetes, Ustilaginales, Ustilaginaceae. Gene Ontology annotation, biological process: biosynthetic process. Gene Ontology annotation, molecular function: catalytic activity; pyridoxal phosphate binding. The coding region runs from base 1 to 1245 and encodes 414 amino acids. The record is from RefSeq and is a predicted model, not a curated record. The transcript is spliced from 2 exons.
AUGGCCAGCCUGCCCGUGUUCAAGGUCGAGCAGUGGAUGGACCGGUACGAGACGACAUGCACCCACAACCUCGCAGAGACGUGCUGCGACUCGAUCUCGCUCCACGACCUCGACCACCUCUCCAGGCAGGCCGGAAUCGAAGAGCCCACACUCGCCGCCUUGAGCGGAAAGCGCCUCACCUACGGCCAUAUCCGCGGCAGCCCGGAGCUCCGGCAGAACAUCGCAAGCCUCUACCCCGCCGCCGUCGCUGACGGAUCUCUCGGCCCGGACAAUGUCCUCGUCACUCAAGGUGCGAUCGGCGCCAACUUUCUCGUCGAGCUCUCGCUCGUCAAGCGCGGCGACCACGUCGUCUGCGUGCACCCGACCUACCAGUCGCUCUUCGAGGUGCCGCGCAGCCUGGGCGCCGACGUCGAUCUGUGCCGGCUCGAUCCUGCCGACGGGUGGCGCUUCUCGGUCGACCGCCUGGCCUCACUGCUGCGCCCCACGACGUCGCUCGUCAUCCUCAACAACCCAAACAACCCGACCGGCCAGGCCCUCUCGCGGUCCACGCUCGACGCCAUCGUCGAGGCCGUCAAGGCCCGCGCCGCGCCAGGCUGCAUCAUCCUCUCGGACGAGGUGUACCGACCUCUCUUCCACUCGCUCCCCACCUCCGACGACGCCGACGGUGCGCCACCGUGUUCCAUCCUCGAGACGGGCUACGCGCACGCCAUCGCCACGGGCAGCCUGUCCAAGGCCUUCAGCCUCGCCGGUAUCCGCGUCGGGUGGAUCGCGACGCCGCGCUCCGACCUCAUCGAGGCCUUUGCCCAGCGACGCGACUACAACGUCAUCAGCGUCUCGAUGGUCGACGACGCCAUCGCCGCGCGGGCGCUGCACCCGCGCGUCGCCCAAAGGAUUCUCGAACGCAACACCCAUCUCGCAAGGACCAACCGCGCCAUCCUCGAGGCUUGGAUCGAGAAGACGCCCCAGGUCGAAUGGGUCCCCACCCAGGCCGGUACCACUGCGCUGCUCCGUCUGGUUCGAACCGCAGCGGCGGCGGCGCGGGGUGGAGAGCGAACGGCGGCGACCGACGAGGUGGAUGCAGACGACUUCUGCAUGCGUCUCCACGACCGCGCCGGCGUACUCGUCGCGCCCGGUACCUGCUUCGACUGGCAGGGCUGGAUCCGCAUCGGCUACGUCGGAAAUACCCAGGAGCUCCAGGAGGGCCUCGACAGGAUCACAGACUUCCUACGCUCCGAGUCGAUCUAG